This is a messenger RNA of Choloepus didactylus (southern two-toed sloth), 1719 nucleotides long. Its product is annotated as tetratricopeptide repeat protein 39B-like. NCBI's taxonomy places the organism in Eukaryota, Metazoa, Chordata, Mammalia, Pilosa, Megalonychidae. Gene Ontology annotation, biological process: negative regulation of cholesterol storage; regulation of cholesterol efflux; cholesterol homeostasis. The record is from RefSeq and is a predicted model, not a curated record. The coding region runs from base 1 to 1719 and encodes 572 amino acids. Gene Ontology annotation, molecular function: protein binding. The transcript has a single exon.
AUGUCACUUGUUCUAAGUAAAAAAGAAUGUGAUAAGGAGGACAAGUUUGAAGACGCCUAUGAAAUUAUUCCAGUGGCAACAACAAUGGAUGUAGUGUCUUCCCUGGAAGAAUGCACAACUGGAUUAUACUUAUUUCUAAAUAACAGAUUCUCAGAUGCCAUCGAUCUCAUUCAUCCAUGGUCUAAUAACAGCAUAUACCAUGCCCUAAUUUAUGGUAUCCUUAUGGCUGUCAAGGCCAUCCUAACUUUUGAUCCACAAGAUAUAGAGAUUGGAAUGGCUGCUGCAAAGGAAGCUUUGAAAACCUGCAACCGUUUCCGAAGAAAAGGUAGGAUAACAACUUUAUCUCGCAUAAUGAGAAAACAGGGAAUUAAGGCUGUCGAAGAAGAGGAGUUGCAUGCAGAACUCUGCUAUGCUGAGUGUUUGAUCCUGAAAUCCUCUGUAUCAUUUAUACAGGAUGACACUAUGUUUGGCUUUCUUAAAAGUGGGAUCAACAUCGGGUUAAGUUACCAAAUAUACAAAGACUGUCAACAAGUAUUACAGACACCUAACCGCCAAAGCAAAGCCCACAAACAUCUGGUUGGAGGAAUAAAAUUUGGACUUGGAGCAUUCAAUUUGAUGUUAUCACUUAUGCCACCUAAGUCACUUAAACUACUCAGUGUGGUUGGAUUUGCUGGUGAUAGAGAGGUAGGCCUGGCUUUGCUUCAUGAGAGUGCAUCUGAAUCCCAUAUAAAUAAUAUCUUAAGUGUUUUUACUCUACUCUUUUAUUACAAUUAUAUCUAUGUAGCUUUUGGUAUUGAAAAGGGUUACAAUUCUGCUAUAGAGGGUCUCUUCAUAAUCUACCUCCAGAAAUUUCCAAACUGUGUCAUACUCACAUUUUUUCAUGCACGUUUUAAUAUGCUGAAAGGAUGUUUUGAACUUGCACAGUUAAAAUUACAGAACUGUAUUUUUGUUCAGAAUGAAUGGAAGCAGGUGCAUCACCUCUGUUACUGGGAACUCAUGUGGUGCCACAUUUUUCUGCAAGAGUGGAAGCAGGUUUACCACUAUGCUGAUCUACUGUCUCAACACAGCAGGUGGUCCAAGGCAAUAUAUACAUACAGUAAAGCUAUGAUAUUGGCCUUGCUUCCUUCUGAUUUUGUGAAAUCAGUGAGUGAGGACAUGAUCUCUCUCUUCUUAAAAGUGGAUAGCCUGAGAAUAAAGAUUUUGGGAACUUCUGUGCCGAUAGAAAAGUUUAUUGCAGAGAAGAGUAAGCGCUAUGCCACUACCUCCGACUGGUUUACAGCACAGCCCAUUCUGGAAUUCAUUUAUGCCUGGAGUGGUUUCCGAGUCAUGAGCAAAAGACUAGACCUUAUUUCAAGCUGGCUAUCAAUUAUUGAAAAAGGACAAGUGCUUUUACAAGAAAAUCCAAAUAAAGAGUAUGCCAUGGAUGACACAAGUUUGUUAAAUUUACUGAAAGGUAUAUGCUUGAAACACUUAGGCAAAUAUAAGAGGGCCGAGAUCUACUUUAAUUUUGUCAUUGAAAAGGAGAAAGUGUUAAAAUAUGAUCAUUAUCUGGUGCCAUAUACUUACUAUGAACUGGGAAUUCUGCACUAUCUAAAAGGAGAUCGUGCCAGGGCAAUAAAAAACCUAGACAACAUCAAAAACUACAAAGACUAUGCCAUGGAAGCCCGGUUACAUUUUAGGGCUCAUAUAGCCCUGGAACAAAUAGCUAAAGAAAAGUGA